UUGACACCAGGAAUCAGGCCAGAUGUGGCCAUAAAGACUCCUAGAUCUAAUCAAAAAUGUAGUGACUACAUUCUGAGGCUUCCCAUGCUCGGAGCCCCUCCGUGCCAGUAUCUGUAACAUAAUAAAUCCAAUAUGAGAGGACAUUUAUGAGAGGACGUCCAGAAAGUGGCCAAUUCUGGAUCUACCAAAAAGCGAUUCUGCCCUGAGAGGAACAUCUGAUUGACUUUACAAGGAUCCAACCGAAGAAGUAAUUCUUCAAAAUCGGGGAUCCUUAACAGCAGGCAACGACCCACCGGACCCCGCCCCGUGAAUCCUGUUUUCUACAUGAGCCAGCUGGCGGGAUGUCGCUGACUUCAGGCGGCUGGACUCAAACCCCCGGGUGCGCGCCUUUGCGGUCCGCCGCCCUCCCCGCUACCUACGGGGCCUCGGGGUCGCUGCUCGGCUGCCAGACCGUGCUCAUGUCGGUGCGGGUGUCGGUGUGCCACUCCGGUAUCCGGCCGCUGUGUCUUCCGGGAGCGGGCGAUGACUCACUGCGCCUGCAGCUGAGCAUGGACCCGGGAAAGUCCGGGGAAUUCCGGCUGACGCUGCAGGACAGCAGCGGGACCGGCCGGAGCGUGACCAUUGCUGAGUUUGAUUUGAGGACGGUAAAAUAUGAGGUGAAGUCAGCAAAGUGCCACGAGCUGAGUUUGGCGGCGCCUCCACACGACCGCAUCAGCUUCAACUUCCGCUGUGAGCAGGAGGCCCAGGAGUGGGCCACCGUGGUGAUUUCUGCCCUGAGUGAAGCACACAGAGUUGCUCCUCAAGAUAAUGAUCCACAGCCCCCCCAACAGGGUCUCCAUCCUCAUAGCACCCUGAGCUUGCAACAAAAAGAGGAUACUUGCAUAGAGUUGACCCGAGCCAUAGAAGCAGGAGACGUGCAGUCUGCUUCUGACUUUGCUGCCACACUCGCCCGACAAUGUGCCGCACUCAAGAUUCAGCCGUCUGCCAAAGACUAUGAAGACACAGAAAUCAACUUGGCCGUUGCGGUUGAGGAUUCAUCUUCGUCCUGUUGUGUCACUGUGAAAGUCUCCCCGCAUAUGACUACCGCAGCACUCAAGCAGCAGAUGUUUCUUGAGUAUGGCUUUCACCCACGGGUGCAGCGCUGGGUGAUUGGCCAGUGUCUGUGCACCGACCAGCGCUCCCUGGCUUCAUACGGCGUUCGUCAGGACGGGGACACGGCCUUCUUGUACCUCCUGUCAGCCCGCCAUGCUCGCUUGACCUUCCAAGUCCUCCAGCGGGACCAGGAGAGUGCCCUCCUCCUCGGCACCCCGUCCCUGUCUCUCCCCAGGCCCCCCCUCGCCGCGGCCUCUGCAAAUGGUGCCCCGUCCACGGGCCAGAGGCCUUACGCCACCCUGCCUUCUAGACUCCACACAAGCAGCAACACUGGUGGGUCAGAGAGAGGAAAUGUCCAUGAGAUCAGAGAUCUCAUCAACCUGGAGAUGCCUCAACUCAACAAAGCACUGACUCCCAAAACAGCCUCCAUACAGGGUUGGUCGUGUCCUUCUUGCACUUACAUUAACAAACCAACACGGCCGGGCUGUGAGAUCUGCAGUACCGACCGCCCGGACAGCUACGUCAUCCCUGGGGGAUACCGACCAGAUGCACUGGAACUCAGACGGAUCCAACAGGAGAAGGAGGCUGUGAGGCAGUACCAGCAGGCAAGGGAAAAGGAGCGCAGGGAGAAUUUUGCCCGGCUAGUGAUGAUGGACGGCCGCGACCUGCUGCCUAACCCGGAGUCCGUGGACUGUAGGAUCUGCUACGUGGACCUGAAGCCUGCAGAGGGCGUCCUCCUGAGGGAGUGCCUCCACUGCUUCUGCAGAGAGUGCUUGCGCUCAGUCAUCAUGCUGAGUGAGGAGCCGGAGGUGGCCUGUCCCUACAGAGACGACACGUAUUCCUGCACAUGCUCCCUGCAGGAGAGGGAGAUCAGGGCUUUGGUGCCAGCAGAGGAGUAUGAGCGCUGGCUGCAAAGAGGUCUGUCAGUGGCUGAGUCGCGAUGCGAGGGCAGCUACCACUGCGCCACCCCCGACUGUCCGGGCUGGUGUGUGUACGAGGACACGGUCAAUGUCUUCCCCUGCCCCGUCUGCAGGAAACACAACUGCCUGAUUUGCAAGUCGAUCCACGAGGGAAUGAACUGUAAGCAGUACCAGGAUGAUCUUGCAGCCCGAGCUAUAAAUGACUCCGCUGCCAGGAGGACGACACAUCUACUCAAGACUCUUGUGCAGUCAGGUGAGGCUAUGCACUGUCCCCAGUGUGGCAUCAUUGUGCAGAAGAGGGAUGGAUGCGAUUGGUUGCGCUGCACUGUCUGUCACAUUGAGAUCUGCUGGGUAACGAGAGGACCCCGCUGGGGACCUACGGGUCCAGGAGACACCAGCGGAGGAUGUCGCUGCAACCUCAACAAUCAGAAAUGCCACCCUAAAUGCCAAAACUGCCACUGAGAAUCUCACGAUUCAUCCGGUUAUGGAAGGGAAUGAAAAAAUCAACUUAAAAUAAACCAUCCUCUCAUGAAAAAAUGACGAUUUAGGUCAAAACUGCAUAGUUAUAUAUGAUGCAUCCUCCUUGUUAUAAGAAAUGAUACGUCUGCCUCGCACAAAUAUGGAUGGACAUGCAGGUUUGUGAUUUCAACAAGUCUGCAUUCAGUAUAAAUAUAAUGACCACUUCUGACUGUUUUAACAAUAUGGUUGUUUACAAGUAUGCAGGAAGGGAAUUUUAACUUAACAAUUAAUUGCACUGCAAACAUAGCCAUACAGGUGUGUUGUGUUGUGUUUUGGUAGUUACAUACCGGAUUGCAAGUGGCCUUAUUCUUGUGCACAAAAGCUGUGAUGACGUUUUUUCUGGUGGACAAAGUCAAUGUCGUGUUCUUGAAAUGUAAUUUUCUGCAUUGGGAUCAAUCAAAAAAAAGUGUACGCAGUCACCUGUCUUGUGUGCCUGUGGGAUGGAGCCACGAAAGACCUUUGAAACGUGUCCAAUUAGUCAUCCGAGUCUCGUAUGCUGUUCUGACUCUGACUGUUCGCAUUGAGUCACAUGCAUCUGUAUUUGACAAGCCGUGCACAGGUCACUGAGGUACUGCUCACCAGCUGUGUAGAAGAUUGAUUAGUAGUCCAAUGUUGAUUUGCAAUACUUGAAUACUUUCUGAGAAGGCACAUUUAAACAUAUUUUAAUAUAAUGCAAAAGGUGAUAUUUGUCUGCAUACUUAACCUCAUGAAAAAAGUGGUCAUAGUUUCUAAUUCAUGCAUGAAUUUAUUAUCCUGAUUCAUAAGUGGGAAACCAUCAACACACCCUAUUUCACUUAACUUUGAUAAGAGCAUGCAGGCUCACCUGCACUCUCUGUUGUCCCCUGAACUACACUACCCCCUCGCACUGACAAGCCAUGAAUACGUCUAUACGUAAUAGUGUUAAGAGUAUCAGCUCUGGGUUGCUGAUGUACUGUUGUGCCUUAAUUAUUAUUAAUAAAUACCAUUUAACCUCA
Pungitius pungitius (ninespine stickleback) is the source of this 3505-nucleotide messenger RNA. It is a transcript of the gene shrprbck1r, whose product is annotated as sharpin and rbck1 related. The record is from RefSeq and is a predicted model, not a curated record. The transcript has 15 exons. NCBI's taxonomy places the organism in Eukaryota, Metazoa, Chordata, Actinopteri, Perciformes, Gasterosteidae. Gene Ontology annotation, molecular function: ubiquitin-protein transferase activity; ubiquitin binding. Gene Ontology annotation, biological process: positive regulation of canonical NF-kappaB signal transduction; protein linear polyubiquitination; proteasome-mediated ubiquitin-dependent protein catabolic process. Bases 342 to 2474 code for a protein of 710 amino acids. Gene Ontology annotation, cellular component: ubiquitin ligase complex.